UGUCUGGAGGCUGGCUAAGGAUGAGCUAACAGAUAUUAACUCACUGAAGAGGAGAGGGAAGAGUUAACUAACUGAGGAUGUAGAGGCAAUAGAUGAGGGUAAGAACAAUAGCAGGAGAUAUUGUAGUGGAGAGUUUUGGACAAGAAAGUGAGGAAGUGGUACCUGAACAUGAGGGAGGGCUGGAAAACAGUGAAGGAGAAAGAAGCCCUAUGGAGUGUGAUGCAGAAUAAUAUUAAUAGCCUCAUCUUGGGAUUAAGCCAAAUGUUUAUCCUGAUGAGUCUGGAUAUAAUUCACCUUACAGAAAUAAAAUUGUGAUGAGUUACAAGUAGAGAACAUUGAACAAAAUAGAUACAACUUAUGAAAAAGAUCAAACAAGAAAGGAGUGAUGUUUUUAGUUAAGGAAAGCUUCAAAGUGGCUGGAUACAAUGUGAUGAUGGACUAGCAGAUGCAUUAAUAAUUAGAGUCCAAAAUAUACCAGGCAAAAAGACGAUUCAAAGUAACUGACAUACCAAGCAAUUAAUUAGGGAAAUCAGUCUUUGUUGACUCUUCCAAAGCCUUUCAGUUUGUCGACCUCAGUAUACUGUUAGGAAAAAGAGCGAUAUUAAGACAUGAGGUAUAAGCACUCCUGAUUCAAAGGCUAUUUGACUGAUAGUGUGUGUGUGUGUCCUAAAUUUUUCUUAUCGUAUGACAUAAUUAUAGUUUUAGAUCCUCAUCAGUCACUGCUACAUCUUGCAACCAGUAUUUGGAGAACACAGUGAGAAUAAUUGAGGGUGGUUGCAUCACCCUCAAUCACGAUCUACAAAACUCAAACGAUGACCAAAGGGGCAAUGGAUCUGUACAUGAGUGAGGUGGCGAGGGGCGUGGCCAGGGGGCGGCUAGCAGCGUGUGCCACCAGGGAAAUGUGUAUGAACAUAAAAAAAGGCGCCUGUCAAGAAAGGUUCGUUCGGUGCAAGGAGUUGGCACAGGAGGUGUCUGAGGCUGUGCAGAGCGGCCGUCUGAACCUGGUGCCACAGCUGCACAGGAGGGCAUGGCAUAGCUGGCUGGACAACAUCACAGACUGGUGUGUCUCCCAGCAACUCUGGUGGGGCCACAGAAUGCCAGUGUACCACAUCACUGCAGCAGACGGCCGGGAGGUGUGGGUGGCAGCUGCUCGGAGGAAGAUGCAAGGCGGAAGGCUGUGCAGAAGGAAGACUGUGCUGCUGCAUGGCCUCCUGUGUGAUGGUGGCGGCCACAAGACAUCCAAGUCCUGGGGCAAUGUGAUAAACCCCCUGGAUGUGAUCAGUGGGGCGUCCCUGGAGGUACUGUGUGAGAGGAUGGAGGGGAGCCUGAAUACAGAAGAGGUACUCACUGGUAUCAGGAGGAACUUCCCCACAGGCAUCCCAGAGUGUGGAGCUGAUGCCCUUUGGUUCACCCUGUGCUCCACCAACUUCAAUACUGCACACCCCGUCCUGCAGCCUCAAGGCACUCACCUCUCCUUUUCCAGUCAUCGGUGCCUUGCCUCCUUGCAACACCACCACCACCACCACCACUGCUGCCAUCACCUACGAGGGGGAGAGACUGUGAUGUGGCUGCGGGUGGCUAGGUUCGGAGGCCUCCAGAGAGCUGCCCAAAGUGAAGCUUGUGGUAUAGAGGGACAGCUGCUGAUUAUCAAGCUUAUGGAGUGACUGGAGGAAAGUGGGAGGAGCCUGGAAGGAGUGGUGGAGGUACAGUACUUGGAGAAAAUCCCUCCACCAUGAUGACUGGGUGUCUGCUGUACAGGCCACUGACCAAUGGUGAGAGAGGGAGAGAGACUGGCUAAUGGUGGAUGAGAGAGAGAGAGAGAGAGAGAGAGAGAGAGAGAGAGAGAGAGAGAGAGAGAGAGAGAGAGUCAUGAUAAAUAAUAUUGGGCACAGGCUUCACCACUGGGUCGACUGUGAGGGCCGCGUUCUUCUGCUAGGGAAGUAUUGGCUGGUUGGUGGCCGCGGCUGUUCACACACUCUUUCUUGCUGCGGCUGGCAUGCUGUUCUGUCCUCUCUUGUUCAGGAAUUGCUGUCUGAGGUGUGUGUGUGUGUGCAUGUGUGUGUGUAGAAGCCACCAUCAUCAACCACAGCAGGUGAUAAUGAUGCUUCCUGCUUUCAUCCUCAUUGGGGCUAGCCAGACCAACUUGGGGCUGUACUGGGGUGACGCUGUGUGCCUCAGGUGGGUCUGGAAGGCUGAGAUAGUGAGAAGGUAACAAUUUAAAAGGACUAGUGUACACUUAAACCAUUACAAACACUAUGUAAUGCUGGUAUACACACACAAACACUGGUUUACACAUAGAGACAUAUAUAAACACUUGCUAUGGUUUGUAUACUCUUAGAAACACACACAAACUCUUAAUAAGUCUAGUAUACACACAAACUUGUAUACAAACACUAGUAUAUAUUUAGAGACACGUCCAAAUCUUUGCUAAGUCUGAUAUAAACACACAAACUCAUAAGAGAUGUUGGUAUAUGCUUGGAAAUCUAUACACACAUUAGGUAAGACUAGUAUACACAAAUCUAUACAUAUAUUAGGAAUUUAUUGAAUGAUUGAGAUGAUUAGUAUCUCUCUCUCUCUCUCUCUCUCUCUCUCUCUCUCUCUCUCUCUCUCUCUCUCUCUCUCUCUCUCUCUCUCUCUCUCUCUCUCUCUCUCUCUCUCUCUCUCUCUCUCUCUUUCUCUCUCUCAUAUCCUUUGUCUAUCUCAAAUUUUCUCUUUUAAUCUCUCCCUCUCUGUCUGUCUGUCUGUCUGUCUGUCUGUCUGUCUGUCCCACACCUCAAUACACCCUUCCUGUCUUCAUACACUUUAGUACACCCUUCCUGUCUGCCCCUGGACCUUAAUACACCCUGUAUCACCCCUGCAUCUCAUUAAACUAUCCCUAUUUCUCCUUCACCUCAAUAAACCCUGUCUAAUUUCCCUGUCUAGCUGUUUGUCUCAUCUUAUUACACCCUGUCUCUCCCUGCUUCUUGUUGCACCCUUCCUUUCCCCUACUCCUCAAUACUCCCUUCCCACCCUGUGUCAUGUGUAUAUAUUUAAAUAUUUAUAUUCAUUUGUGGCAUUCUUCAUGUGUUUUUGGAGUGUUUUGGGGUGUUUGGGUGUGUUUUGGAUGAGUUUUGGGGUGUUUUGGGUGUCUUUUGGGGUGUUUGGGUCAGUUUUGGGUGUGUUUUGGGGUGUUUUGGGGUGUUUGGGUCAGUUUUGGGUGUGUUUUGGGGUGUUUUGGAGUGUUUUGGUGUGUUUUGGGGUGUUUUGGUCAGUUUUGGGUGUGUUUUUGGGUGUGUUUUUGUCAGUUUUGAGUGUGUUUUGGGGUGUUUUGGUCAGUUUUGAUGAGUUUGGGUGUGUUUUGGGGUAUUUUAAGUGUUUUUUUUUGGGUAUUUUAAAGGAGUUUGGGUGUGUUUUGGGUGGCUAGGGAUGUGCUGCGGGUGGAUAAGGCUGUUUCUGGGUGUUUAAGUGGGUGUGGAUGCGUUUUGGGGUGUAGAGAGAUAGACGUGAUGUGUGCAAGGUGUCUCAGUCCCUGGAUGGGUGUAGCAGUGUGUGGUGGUGCUGUCUGUGUCUCGUGGUGUGGGAGUGCAUGUAAAGGAACAGAUAAUUUAAGACAGUUUAUCAUAUUUAAUUAUUUUGUUUAUUAAUUUAUUUACUAUUAUCAUUAUUUUUUAUUGUUUUUAAAGGGGGGUUAAUUUUUACGUUCAUCUUUGUGUUCGGGAGUGGUUAGUGGUGCUAUUGACAAAUAAAAGAAAAACAGGGAGAUCGUUUUAUUUUUUAGUGUGGAAAUUGUUGCAGUUUGUCAGGUGUUGAUUGGUGUUGAGAGUCGCAGGUCCCGUCUCGCCCUCUGUCAUAAAAUAAACAAUAAAGGGUUGAUUUUC
Molecule: messenger RNA, 3857 nt
Organism: Scylla paramamosain (green mud crab)
Lineage: Eukaryota; Metazoa; Arthropoda; Malacostraca; Decapoda; Portunidae
Product: valine--tRNA ligase-like
Exons: 7
Coding region: 813-1664 (283 amino acids)
Biological process (GO): valyl-tRNA aminoacylation
Cellular component (GO): cytosol
Molecular function (GO): valine-tRNA ligase activity; ATP binding
Source: RefSeq, a predicted model, not a curated record